This is a messenger RNA of Osmia bicornis bicornis, 529 nucleotides long. RefSeq lists its product as uncharacterized. The record is from RefSeq and is a predicted model, not a curated record. The transcript has 4 exons. Bases 104 to 529 code for a protein of 141 amino acids. Lineage: Eukaryota; Metazoa; Arthropoda; Insecta; Hymenoptera; Megachilidae.
UUCUGUAUGGCCGAUCGUAACGUGAUGGCGUUGUAUCACGCACCACUAUAACCUGUACGCAAUUUCUGUCAUUGUUACAAUAACUAAUUUCACUCACUCUCUUAUGUUGUCGUCCUAUCCGGUGCUCAACUACAACCCUUCCCGCUUCGCGAAUCACUUAACGAGAUAUAUCCAGGAAAAGGAUGAUAUUAUUUCCAUGUACCACUGGUAUCGAUGGACCGGAUCACUGCACUCUACUUCCGUUAAGGUUUAUACUUGUUCUUUUAUGCUCAUCCCAGCAAAAGGAGAAUGCAACACCAGCGUACUACCAAAAGAUAACUCUCCUGUUACCGUUGUUUAUUAUUUAAUAUCACCGUUUGCUCCAUUUAAUUUUUAUUAUUCUUCCUUUGUAGGUUAUACAGGUAACUCUUUCUAUCCAUCACACUAUGCCAGCCUCUACAUUAUUCAAAUUAUUUCAGACUACCACCACUCCUCAUCACCUCCGUUUAUUCUUCAGUGGGAAGAUAAUGUAUAUCUAUGGUUAUCCUAA